AUGACUCUACACCACCACCAUGGUCUUUUCUUUGCUACUUUUGCUAUUCUUUAUUUUUUCACCAUCCCAUUCCCCACAAUUUCAGCUCGAUCAUUUCCCUCUAGCAUGUCCUCCAUGCAAAAACACAAUCCAUGGGAAGCCUUACAAGACUUCACUAGUUCUCGCCCUGGCCAAACUCACAAAGGCUUGUCAACUGUGAAAAACUACUUCCACCAGUUUGGCUACAUCCCUAGCGCACUACCCACCAACUUCAAUGAUGACUUUGAUGAAACCCUCGUGUUUGCCAUUCAAACCUAUCAAAAGAACUUCCACCUCAACGUCACCGGCGAGCUUGACGACUACACUGUCAAGCACAUGAUGCAACCACGAUGCGGUGUUCCGGACAACUUUCAUGCAGAAAAGGGGAACACCACCACGGGUAGCACUAGGUCGAUGGGCAAUGAUAAGACACACUUCCACAUGGUUUCCCUCUACUCAUUUUUCGAAGGUGACCCGCGAUGGCCGGAGGGAACAAAACAACUAACCUACGCAUUCUUGCCACAAAACAAUCUCCACAAUGACUACAAAAGCGCGAUUGCGAGCGCUUUCAAUCAGUGGACGCCGGUGGUGAAUAUAGCAUUUGAGGAGACGUCGUCGUAUGAGAUGGCCGACAUCAAGGUUGCGUUCUACCAUGGGGCCCACGGUGACGGUAGCCCUUUUGAUGGCCCGAUGGGGGUACUUGCGCAUGCAUUCGCUCCCACCGAUGGACAUUUCCACUUGGAUGCUGAUGAGUACUGGGUGGCGUCUGGUGAUGUCACACAGUCACCUGUAGACAGGGCAAUGGACCUGGAAAGUGUGGCAGUGCAUGAGAUUGGGCACUUGCUAGGGUUGGGCCAUUCAAAAGACCAAAACGCUAUCAUGUACCCUUUUAUACCAUCACGAACGAAGAAGGUGGAUCUCACAAGUGAUGAUAUAGAUGGGAUUAAGGCGCUCUAUGGCUUCAAUUAG
Molecule: messenger RNA, 987 nt
Organism: Lotus japonicus
Lineage: Eukaryota; Viridiplantae; Streptophyta; Magnoliopsida; Fabales; Fabaceae
Product: metalloendoproteinase 1-like
Exons: 1
Coding region: 1-987 (328 amino acids)
Biological process (GO): collagen catabolic process; extracellular matrix organization; proteolysis
Cellular component (GO): extracellular matrix
Molecular function (GO): zinc ion binding; metalloendopeptidase activity
Source: RefSeq, a predicted model, not a curated record